Molecule: messenger RNA, 1306 nt
Organism: Dunckerocampus dactyliophorus (ringed pipefish)
Lineage: Eukaryota; Metazoa; Chordata; Actinopteri; Syngnathiformes; Syngnathidae
Gene: nudc
Product: nudC nuclear distribution protein
Exons: 9
Coding region: 120-1130 (336 amino acids)
Biological process (GO): protein folding
Cellular component (GO): cytoplasm
Source: RefSeq, a predicted model, not a curated record
CUUGUUUCCAGGAAGCGAGAAGCGAUACAUCCACAACCAACCCAGGCCUCCGUCGCUGUUUGGCACAAACCGUUUACUGUUGGCCUUUCCACCACCAAAAAAGUUCGUAUUAAGCCGACAUGGGUGAUGACGAGGAGAAGUAUGACGGGAUGUUGCUGGUUAUGGCACAGCAGCACGAAGGCGGAGUACACGAGUUAGUAAAUACAUUUUUUAGCUUCCUGCGGCGCAAAACAGACUUUUUCACCGGUGGUGAAGUAGGUGCUGGAGAGAAGCUCGUGAAGGAUGCCUUCGCCCACCACAAUAAGCUGGCGAUGGAGGCCCAUAAGGAAAAGCUGAAGAAACAGGAGAAAGAAAAGAAGGAGAAAGCCAAAAGAGCCGCCCAGCUAGCAGAGGAAGAGCAGCAGAAGAAGAAAAGCGAAGACGGUCCCAGGAUUCAAGAACUUACUGAGGAAGAAGCGGAGAAGCUGCAGACUGAACUCGACAAGAAGAAGGAAGAAGAGGAGACAAAGGGGAGCAAAACUGAGAAAAUUAACAAGCCAUCGGAGCAAGCAGAAAAAGAGAAGGGGUCUGACACGGAAGGUGAGGAGGAUGAGAAGGACAAAGAUAAACUGAAGCCAAAUGCAGGAAAUGGAGCUGACCUGCCCAACUACAAGUGGACACAGACACUGUCUGAAGUUGAUCUGACGGUGCCUUUCAACGUCAAGUUCCGCAUCAAAGGCAGAGACGUGGUGGUGGACAUCCAGCGGCGCUCCCUCAAGGUAGGCUUGAAAGGCCACCCCCCCGUUAUCGAGGGGCAGCUCUACAACGAGGUGAAGGUCGAAGAAAGCUCCUGGCUGCUCGAUGACGGCAAGGUCGUCAUAGUCCACUUGGAGAAGAUUAACAAAAUGGAGUGGUGGAGCAAGAUCGUUGCCACAGAUCCUGAAAUAAACACCAAGAAAGUCUGUCCAGAAAACUCCAAGCUGUCAGACCUGGACGGCGAAACGCGCGGCAUGGUGGAGAAGAUGAUGUAUGACCAGCGGCAGAAGUCCAUGGGUCUGCCUACGUCCGAGGAGCAGAAGAAACAGGACAUCCUUAAAAAGUUCAUGGCUCAGCAUCCAGAGAUGGACUUCUCCAAAGCCAAAUUCAGCUGAGAUCUGCUGUGUAUGCGUGGUGUGCACCAUGUUGCCUGCAGUACAUACGCCUCCCCUCCCAACCCUAAGGUUUCAUUCAUGUCGAUGUUCCAUUGCUGUAGUGACGCCCGGCUCCCUUUGCGUGUCAUUAAAUAUUGUUUGUUUGUUUUUUUAAAUAAAUCAAAGCGACAAGGUUA